Strongylocentrotus purpuratus (purple sea urchin) is the source of this 2831-nucleotide messenger RNA. Its product is annotated as phe13-bombesin receptor. Gene Ontology annotation, biological process: G protein-coupled receptor signaling pathway. Gene Ontology annotation, molecular function: G protein-coupled receptor activity. Lineage: Eukaryota; Metazoa; Echinodermata; Echinoidea; Camarodonta; Strongylocentrotidae. Gene Ontology annotation, cellular component: membrane. The transcript is spliced from 3 exons. Bases 173 to 1333 code for a protein of 386 amino acids. The record is from RefSeq and is a predicted model, not a curated record.
AUCGGAAGGCCACCGGCGUGUAGUUAGUGAGGAACGUGAGCGGGAUGAAACUGGAUAGUAGUUCCUGAAAAGCGAGUACUGUCGUCGGAGUGGUGCCCCGCAUUGAAUAAACACUCGGCUACUGGAUUCAUUUAAACGCACUGUUGCAUCUUGUUUGAGGUCUCUUUUGUAGAUGCAUCUUAAACAGCCAUUAGACGAGUCCAACUGGUUUUCGGCAACCAUGACUACUUCAUCCGAAGAUGUGCCAUUCAACGUGAGCCUAAACGAGGGGGACGAAAAUGGCACUGCUCCCUUCAACUUGGUGUUCCCAACACCAACAACCAAUGUGGCUUACAUGGUUGUUCUCUUUGUUGAAUUGAUCAUUGGCGUCCCAGCCAAUGCCAGCCUGAUCUUCUUAGUGGCCCGAGUUCGAGAGCUUCGGACAGCACCCAACCUGCUCCUCGCGAACCUGGCCGUUGGGGAUCUGAUCUUCCUGGUUGCCAGCAUCCCUGUGACUAUCUCAAUGGAGCUCAACACCUACAAGUCAUCCAUGAUGUUCUGCAGAUUCCAACAUGGUGUGUACUAUGUGUCCUUUGCCGUAUCAGCACUGAGCCUGACAGUAAUAAGCUUGGAGAGAUACGGCGCGAUCGUCAAGCCAUUUACGCUCAAGAGCGUUCGAGAGAGUGGAAGCACAGCCAUAAUUUGCGUCGUGAUCUGGGUGAUAUCCAUCUUAUUAUUUGGCGUCUAUCCGAUGUAUGUUGCGAUACCAGGAUUCUUCGGCAACACUUGCACGAUGCCGUAUCUUCGUAGAGACUUCCAGACGUAUUUUGUCUUGCAACUUGUUUUACUCUACCUAGUGCCGGUAUUCUGCAUGACGACGUUCUACGCGUUCUGCACCCGCGAGCUCCUGCGAAAGCGCCGGAUCUUGGGGCAAAGGACGGCGGCACGAGCGAACAGCGACCGAUCGCGGUCCCGCGUGGCAUUCAACCUCAUGUUGAUCACAUUUCUCUUCACUGUGUGCUGGUUGCCGAACUAUGUUUACUAUCUGUGGUUCAUGUUCGUGAGGGAUAUUGCUUCAUUUAGAUCGCCUGUUUUUAAACACCUGAAGAAGGUUAGGUCUGUGUUCUACUACAUUGCAUCGUGCAUAAACCCCAUGGUACUCUACGCCAUGAGCACUUCCUUUAGACAUCACCUGAUCGCGACGAUGACUUGUGCCGAAAAGAAGGGUGUGAGAAUGCGAAAUGGCUACAACACUCGCGACACACAACGCUCUGUCACGUUGAAAAGCACAAUCAGAAUGCCGGAGCAAUCAACAAGGCUGGCAUUCCUGCAGAUGUAUGAACUAAAGCCAUGACGUGCGAUAAUCAUAUUGGAGAAGCGAAAGUGCAUCAAGGAUUAAUUACUUCAUGAUCUGCUUUUUGUGCUAUGGUAUGAAAGUUCUGCGUAUGUUCCUCCAUUUGUCCUCUUCGUGGUGGAACAAUUCGAUUUAUGUAGCAGCUGAAAGCAUCUAUACAAGCAUGUGAGAUAUUUUUGUAUUCUCUGUUUAAUAGCAGCUUUAACCAUUCUGUGGAAAGGUAUAAUUCUUCAUUGGACUGUUGAAUAGGCAUGUGCCCCGAGCACCUGUCAUGGAGAAUCGCUGCAAGACAAUCGAACGUGUGCCUGACCUUCACAAAUCAGCUCGAAAUCACAACAAAAAAACAUAAAUAAAAUAAUAAGUCUUGUUAAUAAUUGUAGGAAAACAUUAGUUUUCACAUAUUUUCGAUAGAAUAUAUUUCAAAGCAUCUGUCUAUUUUUCUUGUGAGACGAUGUGUACAGUUAUAAACUGUCAUGGUAUUGGCUGCAGGAUUUGAGGAAAUGUUUAAACUGGUUUAAUGUAAACCCUGUUCAAUACUGGUACCUGCCGGAUAUCUGAGAGGCGAAUGCUUUCCUUCAAGAAAGACCAUUUCUCGAAGGAAAUCAUCGAAACUUCAUGAUUGUUUCUACCGCGUUUAUGUCUUAACGAGACUGAUGGAUUCGACGAUCCUGACAUUAACACUGAAGGAUCAAUCGCCUUAAAAUGUCCAACUCCCCACAGUUACUUUGAUAUGUUGCUUUUCAUGCUGUAUUAUUCUGGCAAUUUGGAAAGUGGACUCAACGUUUAAUAGCAUAUCAGCCGCGUUUUCGUGGAAAUCGACAAUCAGUAAUUGCUACAAGAACAGUGAAGACAAUCGAUCACCGGUGAAAGCCCAAUAUUUGAAAAACUUUAGUAUACAUAAUUAAUGUUACAUAGUUUACCACUCGGGAUGUUACCUUUCCUUGUGAAAAAAUACAUUCUCUAAACAUAGUUUUGUAUUUGUAUUUAUUAGAUAACUUUAUUCAUAUGGUACAUGAAUAUUUUGUUUUUAAAAACAUAAGCAUUAUUACAAAUAUUGAAAUAUUUGUUAUAAAUAUUUAUGAGUUUCAAUCAGCAUAAAUGUUAUCAAGUAUCUCGGAUUGUCAUUAGACGUUUGAUCAUUUUUUUGUUACUAAAGUAAAUACACACCUUGCAUGCUUGACGCACAACAAACACGACUGCUAAUCAAGUUGACUGUUUUGAGUGACUUUAAUGAUAAUGAUUGAUUUUAACGUGUGAAAACCCGACAGGCAAUUAGUAUUUUUUUAUAUUAAGCUACUGUUAAUGUUAUUUAUAUCAAUAACAGUUAUUAACAUGACCUAUGAAUUAAAGAAGACAGUGAAAUCAGCGAUAAACACUCAGUGACUCAUAAUAAUGAUUUUCGAAAAGAAAUAUUUCAGAAUCAAAGCCAUACUCAGUCUCAUCCAAUUAUCUAUAUAAAUUUAUAUAAAAUGUAUAGAAUUAUGAGUUUAUUUUGCUA